Messenger RNA from Polyodon spathula (Mississippi paddlefish), 767 nucleotides. RefSeq names its product probable cation-transporting ATPase 13A3. The transcript has 5 exons. Lineage: Eukaryota; Metazoa; Chordata; Actinopteri; Acipenseriformes; Polyodontidae. Bases 383 to 667 code for a protein of 94 amino acids. The record is from RefSeq and is a predicted model, not a curated record.
CCAUGAUGCUCUUCCCAGUUUCCGCGUCGUUGCCGUUCACAUUGCGAGGGUGUGUGUGAGAGAGAGACAGACAGGGACAGGGACAGGGACAGGCAGGUUUGCACGACACAGGCUGCUGGCGAGAAUCCGGACAACGAAGCGACCUGUCUCUCCGGUCCAUCCGACGACUGACGGGGUUUUGGGGGACUCGAAAGCCGCAUCUUUUAACAGGAGCUUUUAUACCGGGAUUAUCAGGAGAUUAUGAUAUGUUGAUCCAGACCCGGUUGCUCAGCAGACUGUCCAGUUUGAGGAGGUUGUGGGCGGUGGACCGAGGUCCUUUCAGCUGACAUUGUGACCCCCAUCGUGGCUUGUGCUGCAGGAGGGAGGUUCACAGGAAGGAGAGAUGGAGAGAACGCAGACCAAAUACAUCAACCGAGGGGAGGAGGAUGAGCUGGAGGUGUGGGGGUUCCUGCCUUGCCACUGCAGACUCCUGCUUCUCCUCCUGGGGGUGCUGUGCUCAGGGGGGUUUCUGCUGCUGGUUCUGUUCUGGGUGCCGGAGUGGAGCGUGCGCUGGACCUGCCGGCCGGUACCGCUGAGCCAGGCCCGGGUUCUACUGCUCAGAACCACGGAUGAGUUUGGCUCCUGGUUUCGGUGUUCGGGUUCACACUCUGUUGGCCCCUGGCAGUGACCCCCUGGGGACCCCGCAGAAAGGGGCGGACCCUGCUGGAGCGCUGAGGGGGGGGGCCGGAGGGGAGGGACUGCGAGGAGGGGCUACUGCCCAAGACACG